Saccoglossus kowalevskii is the source of this 2103-nucleotide messenger RNA. Its product is annotated as nuclear factor 1 X-type-like. Gene Ontology annotation, biological process: regulation of transcription by RNA polymerase II. NCBI's taxonomy places the organism in Eukaryota, Metazoa, Hemichordata, Enteropneusta, Harrimaniidae. Gene Ontology annotation, molecular function: RNA polymerase II cis-regulatory region sequence-specific DNA binding; DNA-binding transcription factor activity, RNA polymerase II-specific. Gene Ontology annotation, cellular component: nucleus. The record is from RefSeq and is a predicted model, not a curated record.
CGAAGACUGAACACAUCGUCCUCUGUUUGGGCGCGAUUAUCGAGAAAACUGUCAGUUUGAUCUACAGCCGACGUUGUCAAACCAACCGUCCACCUCGUGAUCUCUUAUUUGACGUGGAAUUCGAGUCGGUCAAAGGCGGAAUAACCAUGAAACGUUGCGUCUAAAAAUAGUUGAUGUCAUCAUAACAUGGCGAUGGAUGAAUUUCAUCCUUUCAUCGAAGCCCUUCUCCCACAUGUCAAAGCAUUCGCAUACAUAUGGUUCAAUCUGCAAGCCAGAAAACGAAAAUACUUAAAGAAACAUGACAAACGUAUGUCACCCGAGGAAGAGCGUCAGACCAAAGACGAACUGUUAAAUGAAAAACCAGAGGUGAAACAGAAAUGGGCUUCGCGGUUGCUAGCCAAACUGCGGAAGGACAUACGUCCAGAAUUUCGUGAGGACUUCGUAUUGAGUAUUACAGGCAAAAAGCCACCGAUGUGUGUUAUGAGCAAUCCUGACCAAAAAGGGAAAAUAAGGCGAAUAGACUGUCUUCGGCAAGCUGAUAAAGUUUGGAGGUUAGACUUAGUAAUGGUGGUGCUAUUUAAAGCAAUACCGCUCGAGAGUACAGACGGGGAGAGACUUGUCAAGUCGCAUUCGUGUCAUAACGCACUUUUAUGCGUGCAGCCAGAUCAUAUAAGUGUCUCUGUACGAGAACUCGAUUUAUUUCUGGCAAGUUAUAUCAUACAGGCACCUGGCACAGGUCACUGGGUCACUCUGACUACUAUAUUUGGAUCAUUCUAUUCACUAUAUUUAGAUGUAGGCAAGGUUCCAAAAUUAUUGUACAAAGAAAACAAUGUAGGCGCAAGGAAGUGGGGAAGAGUGCCAAGAUUGAUGAAUGGUCACUGUGGAGGUGAGAACUUCAGCUCCAGUGGUGUAUUUACAGCUCAAGAAUUAACAAGAAUUACGAAAAGAGCUAGUCCUGCCAUGCCGUCUCCUAAUGUUGCACAUGUCACUAAAGUGAAGACUGAAAAAGCCAGUAGUUUUACCCAGACAUCAGCUCAUCCAGCACAUAGUCCACACACAACCGCAGCUCCACAACCCAUGUCUACACUUGAUGCCCAGCAGCGAGUACAAAGUAACCGGAUACCAGCGACAACAUAUAGUGAUUUCCAGCCGACAGGCUAUUACCAGCAGUAUCGUUUACAGCCCGUGCCACCGUCGCAUACAGAUACUCCAUUGUCGGACUUUGUACAACUGGUAUGUCAAGAUGCUGCAAAUCAACAAGCCUCCCAAAAUCAGCUGACUAAAUCUACUAAUGAUGUGCCCACAACAAGUAGCACUGCAGCUCAAUUGUCUGGAUUCAUACCUGUAUCUGUACCGUCUUCACUUCGUAGUCUGCCAAUCGAUCUGCUCUAUCAUAAUCAAGCUAAAGGGACUCAUUCUCCCAGUCCAACAAAAAUUACAGGUUUCAUCCCUGCGACAAUGUUACCACCACCCCCUCCUCCACCAGUAGCUCGACCCGUUGCUAUUGUAUCUGGCGGUAUAACACAGGCAUGUAAUACGAUGUCAACUGCAUCUUCAAGUGGAAGUCUCAAUUUAGUAACAGCUGGUCCAUGUGUUACUACAUUCAAUACUACAAAUACAGUGGCAGGUAAUAGUGGUGUGAACAGUACUUCAUCAUGCCAAUCCACUCCAUCCCCGGGUAGUAGAACUAUUAUGACCAGUCCAUUUACCGUAUUAGGAAGGUCAGAAAAUGGAUUUGUACAUGCACAGCAACAGCUGUUGAAUUAUCCUAAUAUAAGUCCUGUGAAUAUGCAAGCAAUAAGUCCAACUACAAUAGGAUUAUUGGCAUCACCAGUGGUAACACCAAGAACAACACCACGAUCUACUCCAAUACCACGAUGGACAACUCCACUGAUUUCAUUGGAUGAAAGCAGUGAUUACGCACUGUUAACUGAAAACAACGCAUGGCAGUUCUGUACAAAUGAUCUUAAAGGUGAUUGGCAGGCAUUUUUGACAGCAAAUUCAGAAAUGGGUUGGCUGUCUAGCAGCCACUACAAUUGGUUACAGCAGACUCAAACCAGAUUGUAUGGGGAGUUAGCAAACUCUCCAGAAAAGUCUUUAUGA